Molecule: messenger RNA, 1990 nt
Organism: Eutrema salsugineum
Lineage: Eukaryota; Viridiplantae; Streptophyta; Magnoliopsida; Brassicales; Brassicaceae
Product: probable receptor-like protein kinase At5g18500
Exons: 8
Coding region: 220-1674 (484 amino acids)
Biological process (GO): protein phosphorylation
Molecular function (GO): protein kinase activity; ATP binding
Source: RefSeq, a predicted model, not a curated record
ACAAGGUAAAGCUUCAAUCUUUCCCACUGACAUUUCUGGUCUUUGGAAUUUUUUUUUUUCACUGCUUGGGUAUUGUCUGUAGGUUAGAGAUCCCUACAAAGAUCCAAAGCAGGGAAAUUUCCAGUCAAUGCUGGUCGAGAUCUGACUUUUUUCCCUUCAAUGUCGCUCUGAAUCCCCUAAAUUUCGCCCAUCAGGUGAAUAAAGCGUGAGGUGGGGAAGAUGGGAUCUGGUUUAAACGACACAUUAUCUCGGAACUACAAUGGUUUGGAGCUAUGGGAGAUAAUCGUGAUUGUUCUCUCCGCGAUUUUCGUUGUAGUUUUAGCUAUAUCUCUAUGGCUUACUUUCAGAAGAAAAGCAUCUAGAUCAUCUUCUAAUCAAAUCCCUGUUAGCCGCCAGAUUCCUCCUAGUGUCCCUGAAGAGAUUAAAGAGAUUAGAGUCGACGAGGUUUCCUCGAGCAAUGGAGGCAAUGGAUAUCCCUCUAUUAGUGAGAAGUUUGGGGAUAAAGAACCUGAAAAGGGAAUCAUAGCAGAUUCAGAGAAUGGUGAUAGUAGCCGGUCUGGCUCGUUUAAUCACUUGGAGAAGAAAGAUGGAUCGAGCGUAUCUUCUGCUAAUCCUUUGACAGCUCCAUCUCCUUUGUCUGGUCUUCCAGAGUUUUCUCACCUCGGAUGGGGGCAUUGGUUCACUCUUAGAGAUCUUCAGAUGGCUACAAAUCAGUUCUCGAGAGAUAAUAUAAUCGGUGAUGGCGGAUAUGGGGUUGUUUACCGUGGUAACCUUGUUAAUGGCACUCCUGUUGCUGUUAAAAAGUUGCUAAACAAUCUAGGGCAAGCUGACAAAGACUUCAGAGUAGAAGUUGAGGCUAUUGGUCACGUACGCCACAAAAACUUGGUCCGGCUUCUCGGAUAUUGCAUGGAAGGAACGCAGAGGAUGCUGGUGUAUGAGUAUGUGAACAAUGGAAAUCUGGAGCAAUGGCUUCGUGGAGACAAUCAAAACCACGAGUAUCUGACAUGGGAGGCACGUUUGAAAAUUCUUAUUGGAACAGCCAAAGCGCUUGCGUACCUUCACGAGGCGAUUGAGCCAAAAGUGGUGCACAGAGACAUAAAGUCUAGCAACAUUCUGAUUGAUGACAAAUUCAAUUCUAAAAUUUCUGACUUUGGACUUGCGAAAUUGCUUGGCGCUGAUAAAAGCUUUAUAACUACUAGAGUAAUGGGUACCUUUGGGUAUGUAGCUCCAGAGUAUGCGAAUUCUGGUCUUCUGAAUGAGAAAAGUGAUGUAUACAGCUUUGGGGUUGUGCUCUUGGAAGCUAUAACUGGUAGAUAUCCAGUAGACUAUGCUCGCCCACCACCCGAGGUACAUUUGGUGGAAUGGCUGAAGAUGAUGGUUCAACAAAGACGAUCAGAAGAAGUGAUUGACCCAAACCUCGACACAAAACCAUCUACAAGUGCCUUAAAAAGAACACUCUUGACUGCUUUAAGAUGUGUUGAUCCCAUGUCUGAGAAACGACCAAGGAUGAGCCAAGUUGCCCGUAUGCUUGAAUCCGAGGAAUACCCAAUCCCUAGAGAGGAUAGAAGAAGACGAAGGAGUCAGAACGGGACAACAAGAGAUUCAGAUCCUCCUAGGAACAGCACAGACACUGAUAAAAGUGAGUGCCAUGACCAAAAGGUUGAAGCUGGAUAGCAUUGGAAAUAACCGAGGUGUAAAUUGUCGUCAAGUUUUGGAGCUUUAUGUGAAGCAAGUGCUUGUUCUUCUCCAGAUCUUCUGUAUUAUGUGAUAUAUCUUCCCUUUUUUUCUUUGGUAAUAAGGAGAGAGUGAGAGAGAGUUCAUCGUUUUUUUUAAGAAAGAUGGUUUUAGUUUGUUUUCAUCGCAUCAUCUGCUUGUAUAGUAUUUGUUUGUUUGUUGUAUAAUCGUAUGCUUCUCUACGUUUUGCAAUGUAGGUUGUUUUUGGACUAAAAAACGCCAGGUUUUGUAGGCUAUGCUAAGUCUUUGAGAAAAA